AUGCGCCGCCCAGACUCCUCCCCGCACCCUUCGGCAGAUGGACUGACAGACGGCCACAACAGAACGUGGACCUCAUGCGCAACCGGCGCCCCCUUCUCCACCGUCUACUCGGCAUGGACCGGCACGGAACCCAGCACGCUGACGGUGCCGCCCACCGGCACCUAUCCCGGCAGCGUCAUCAUAUAUACCCCUAGCAACAUGGCGACCGCCGCCGAGUCGAUGAAUACAAUUCUUCCGCCUCAACCCAACCAGUCCAACGGGCAGCAGCCGAGCGAAGGCGGCCGAAGCUCACCGUCCCAACAACAAGGUACGAAUACCAUCCCAUCUGCCAUCUUUUCGUCGCUCACAGCUCUUGUCGCAGGACCACCACAACCAGCGGGGUCACCUGCAGAGUCCUCCGCACACUCGCACCAUCCGAGUUCACCACCGGCUGGCGGGUCCGUUGUGCCACCACCCUCAUCGGCAACGACGACAUCUGGCGAGCCCCCGAUGACGAAUUCCAGAGGUGCAAGCUCUGGCCCAGGAAGCGAGCCUGUCGCGCCGUCUUCUGCUCAGCCUCCGGCCUCGAACUCGAAAAGUGCAAGCCACGCCACGGGUAACGAGCCUACGGAAUCGACUCCUCAGCCUCCACCCACAUGGUCCAGCCGUCCUCAAUCUGGCACCACCGGCGAGCCUGCCACAGGAUCUUCUGGGAAGCCUGUGACGACGAGCUCCAAUGGUGCACAUUCCAGUGGGGCAAGUUCCAGCACCAGCGGCAGCACCAACCCUGCAACCGCAACCUCUGGUGCCGAGUCUACCACCAAAACUUCUGGCCAGUCUACGGCGAACACGUCGUCCGGCCCCAACACUACGAACUCUGGUGAUAUAAAUACGAGGACGACAACUACCACUACAUCGUCUGGUCAGACUACGACGAAUGCUUCCUCCAGUGCCACUUCGACGGGCUCUGGUGGUAUAACGUCGAGGACGACGACCACAACCACGACUUCUGGUACCGGGUCUUCCACUACAUCUUCUGGCCAGUCCCCAUCGAAUACUUCCUCCAGUUCUACUUCCACGGGAUCUGGUGAUAUUACGUCGAGGACAACGACUACAACAACGACGUCUGGCACCGGGUCUACCACUACGACUUCUGGCCAGUCCACAUCGAAUACCUCUAGCCCUACCUCCACGGGCUCUGGUGAUAUUACGUCGAGGACAACGACUACAACAACGACGUCUGGCACCGGGUCUACCACUACGACUUCUGGCCAGUCCACAUCGAAUACCUCUAGCCCUACCUCCACGGGCUCUGGUGAUAUUACGUCGAGGACGACGACUACAACAACGACUUCUGGUACCGAGUCUGCCACUACAACUUCUGGCCAAUCCACAUCGACUACAUCUAGCCCUACUUCCACGGGCUCUGGUGACAUUACGUCGAGGACAACAACUACGACUACGACUUCUGGUACCGAGUCUACCACCACAUCUUCCGGCCAGUCCACAUCGACUACUUCUAGCAUUACUUCCACUGGCUCUGGUGACAUUACGUCGAGGACAACUACAACCACGAAUUCUGGUACCGAGUCCACCACCACGACUUCUGGUACCGAGUCUACCACCACGACUUCUGAGCAGUCCACAUCGACUUCUUCUGAAGAGUCGACAACUAGCUCUACAGCAAGCUCGACAACAAGCACUGGUGAGUCUUCCACUUCCACCACAACGACGUCUAGCGAGCCUCCAUCAACUACUACAACAACCUCCACCGAGUCGUCUACGAGUUCUACAACCACAACAUCCGAAGGAACCACUUCUACAGCUACAACAUCCGAGGAAACGACCACAUCUACUACUACUACCUCUGGGGGAACGACUACAUCAACCACAACGUCUGAGUCCACAACUUCGACUACAACUUCAGAGUCCACUACUACAACCUCCGGGGAGACAACCAGCACUACAUCGGAAGAAUCGACGAGUACUACUUCUCAAGAGUCAACUACCACGAGUACAACCUCGGAGGAGACGACUACAUCUGCCACUACAUCUUCUGAAGAGACCACUACAAAUACAUCAACCGAGUCUCCUACUACGACUACAACGUCAGAGGAGACUACUAGUACUACUUCUGAGUCUACUACGACUACAACGUCAGAGGAGACUACUAGUACUACUUCUGAGUCUACUACGACUACAUCUUCUGAAGAGUCUACAUCUACAACCUCUGUGGAGUCUACUACGACAACUACAUCCGAGGAGUCCACAACGUCCACAACGUCUGAGGAGACUACCACUACUACCUCUGAGGAGACUACCUCAACAACCUCGGAGACUACGAUAACAACUACUUCUGAGACUACGACGACGACUACUUCUGAGGAGACGACGACUACUACUACCUCUGAAGAGACUACAACUACUACUUCUGAAACUACUACUACUACCUCUGAGACUACGACGACAACUACUUCUGAGGAGACUACUACUACUACUACCUCUGAGACUACUAGUACUACAACUUCUGAGAGUACUACUACAACCUCUGAGGAGACUACUACUACCACAACUUCCGAGACUACUACUACAACCUCUGAGACUACGACGACUACUACCUCUGAGGAGACUACUACUACAACCUCUGAGACUACAACGACUACUACCUCUGAGGAGACUACAACGACUACUACCUCUGAGGAGACUACUACUACUACUACCUCUGAGGAGACUACUACUACUACAACUUCCGAGACUACUACUACUACCUCUGAGGAGACUACUACUACUACCUCUGAGGAGACUACCACUACUACCUCCGAGGAGACUACGACGACUACUACCUCUGAGGAGACUACCACUACUACAACUUCUGAGACUACUACUACAACUUCUGAGGAGACUACAACUACUACCUCUGAGGAGACUACAACAACUACUUCUGAGGAGACAACAACGACUACUUCUGAGGCUACUACUACUACUACCUCUGAAGAGACUACGACUACUACGACCUCUGAGGAAACUACUACUACUACCUCUGAGGAGACUACGACAACUACUACCUCUGAGGAGACUACUACUUCUACAACCUCUGAAGAGACUACAACAACUACGACCUCCGAGGAGACAACUACAACUACUACCUCUGAAGAGACUACGACAACUACUACUUCUGAGGAAACAACAACGACUACUUCUGAGGAGACUACUACGACUACUACCUCGGAGGAGACAACAACAACUACUUCGGAAGAGACAACAACUACUACAACUUCUGAAGAGACUACAACAACUACGACCUCCGAGGAGACUACUACUUCUACAAGCUCUCAGGAGACUACAACAACGACUACCUCAGAGGAGACUACAACUACUACUACCUCUGAGGAGACUUCAACUACUACUACUUCCGAAGAGACUACUACUACCUCUGAGGAGACUACGACUACUACUACCUCUGAGGAGACAACAACGACAACUACUUCGGAAGAGACUACUACUACUACGACCUCUGAAGAGACUACAACAACUACGACCUCCGGGGAGACUACUACAACUACUACUUCUGAAGAGACUACAACAACGACUACCUCAGAGGAGACUACAACUACUACUACCUCUGAGGAGACUUCAACUACUACUACUUCCGAAGAGACUACUACUACCUCUGAGGAGACUACAACUACUACUACCUCUGAGGAGACAACAACGACAACUACUUCGGAAGAGACUACUACUACUACAACCUCUGAAGAGACUACAACAACUACGACCUCCGAGGAGACUACUACUACUACUACUUCUGAGGAGACUACAACCACUACAACCUCCGAGGAGACUACAACGACUACUACCUCUGAGGAGACUACUACUACUACAACCGAGGAAACUACUACUACUACUACUACUACCUCUGAGGAGAGUACGACUACUACUACUACCUCCGAGGAAACUACUACUACUACAACAACCUCUGAGGAGACUACUACAACUACCACCUCUGAAGAGACUACUACGACUACUACUUCUGAGGAAACAACAACGACUACUUCUGAGGAGACUACUACGACUACUACCUCUGAGGAGACAACUACUACUACUACCUCGGAGGAGACAACAACUACUACUACUACCUCGGAGGAAACUACAACAACGACUACAUCAGAGGAGACUACAACUACUACUUCUGAGACUACUACUACUACUUCUGAGGAGACUACAACUACUACAACCUCUGAGGAGACUACAACGACUACUACAUCUGAGGAGACUACUACUACUACAACAACCUCCGAGGAAACUACUACUUCAACAACAACCUCUGAGGAGACUACGACAACUACAACCUCUGAGGAAACUACCACUUCAACAACAACCUCUGAGGAGACUACAACAACAACAACCUCUGAGGAGACUACGACAACUACAACUUCUGAGGAAACUACAACGACUACAACUGAGGAGACUACUACCACUACAACAACCUCCGAGGAGACUACGACAACUACAACCUCUGAGGAGACUACAACAACUACAACCUCCGAGGAGACUACGACAACUACAACCUCUGAGGAGACUACAACAACUACAACCUCUGAGGAGACUACGACAACUACAACUGAGGAGACUACGACUACAACAACCUCCGAGGAAACUACCACUUCAACAACAACCUCUGAGGAGACUACAACGACUACAACGACCUCCGAGGAAACUACUACUUCAACAACUACCUCUGAGGAGACUACAACAACUACAACCUCUGAGGAGACUACAACGACUACAACAACCUCCGAGGAGACUACGACAACUACAACUGAGGAGACUACGACUACAACAACCUCCGAGGAAACUACCACUUCAACAACAACCUCCGAGGAGACUACAACAACUACAACCUCUGAGGAGACUACAACGACUACUACAUCUGAGGAGACUACUACUACUACAACAACCUCCGAGGAAACUACCACUUCAACAACAACCUCCGAGGAGACUACGACAACUACAACCUCUGAGGAGACUACAACGACUACAACGACCUCCGAGGAAACUACUACUUCAACAACUACCUCUGAGGAGACUACGACAACAACAACCUCUGAGGAGACUACGACAACUACAACCUCUGAGGAGACUACGACAACUACAACCUCUGAGGAGACUACGACAACUACAACCUCUGAGGAGACUACGACUACAACAACCUCCGAGGAAACUACCACUUCAACAACAACCUCCGAGGAGACUACGACAACUACAACCUCUGAGGAGACUACGACAACUACAACCUCUGAGGAGACUACGACAACUACAACCUCUGAGGAGACUACGACAACUACAACCUCUGAGGAGACUACGACAACUACAACCUCUGAGGAGACUACGACUACAACAACCUCCGAGGAAACUACCACUUCAACAACAACCUCCGAGGAGACUACGACAACUACAACCUCUGAGGAGACUACGACAACUACAACCUCUGAGGAGACUACGACAACUACAACCUCUGAGGAGACUACGACUACAACAACCUCCGAGGAAACUACCACUUCAACAACAACCUCCGAGGAGACUACGACAACUACAACCUCUGAGGAGACUACGACAACUACAACUGAGGAGACUACUACCACUACAACAACCUCUGAGGAGACUACAACAACUACAACCUCUGAGGAGACUACAACAACUACAACCUCUGAGGAAACUACUACGACGACAACCUCUGAGGAGACUACGACAACUACAACUUCUGAGGAGACUACUACGACUACUACAACUUCUGAGGAGACUACUACGACUACUACCUCUGAGGAGACUACUACAACGACUACCUCUGAGGAAACUACUACGACGACUACUACCUCUGAGGAGACUACGACUACAACAACAACCUCCGAGGAAACUACUACUACUACUACUACUACUUCUGAGGAGACUACUACUACUACUACAACUUCUGAGGAGACUACUACGACUACUACCUCUGAGGAGACUACUACUACAUCAACAACCUCCGAGGAAACUACUACUACUACUACUGAGGAGACUACUACUACAACUACAACUUCUGAGGAGACUACUACGACUACUACCUCUGAGGAGUCUACUACUACAACAACAACCUCCGAGGAAACCACUACUACUACUACUACUUCUGAGGAGACUACUACUACAACUACAACUUCUGAGGAGACUACUACGACUACUACCUCUGAGGAGACUACUACAACGACUACUACCUCCGAGGAGACUACAACGACUACAACCUCUGAGGAGAGUACUACUACUACAACUACAUCUGAGGAGACUUCAACAACUACUACUACUACCUCUGAGGAGACUACAACGACUACUACUACCGAAGAGACUACGACUACUACGACUACCUCUGAGGAGACUACGACGACUACUACUACUACCUCUGAGGAGACUACAACGACUACUACCGAAGAGACUACGACUACUACGACUACCUCUGAUGAGACUACCACUACAACAACAACCUCCGAGGAAACCACUACUACUACAACCUCCGAGGAAACUACGACGACUACCACCACCUCGGAGGAAACUACAACGACUACCACCACUACCUCCGACGAGACCACCACUACUUCUACCACCUCGGAGGAGACUACCACCACUACUACUACUACCUCGGAGGAGACUACUACCACUACUACCACUACCUCUGAAGAGACAACAACUACUACGACUACUUCUGAGGAAACUACCACUACAACUACUACAACCUCUGAAGAGACAACCACUACUACCACUACCUCGGAGGAGACUACUACCACUACUACCACUACCUCAGAGGAGUCUACUACCACCACUACCACUACCUCUCAGGAGACUACUACAACUACUACAACCUCUGAGGAGUCAACUUCGACGACGACUACCACCACCAGCACAACCUCUGAGGAGACCACCACCACCAGUACCACUACCACAUCCACCUCGACAACCUUUUCGACCUCUACAAUCACAACCACCUCCACAACCUCCGAGGAGAUCACUACAACCUCGUCCACCUCGACAACCUCAUCUACCACGACUACCUCAUCCACCACGACAACCUCAUCCACCACGACAACCUCAUCCACCACGACAACCUCAUCCACCACAACAACCACAUCUACCACUACAUCCUCAUCUACCACUACAACCUCGUCUACCACCACCACCACAUCGAGCGGCCCAUCAUCGACUUGUGCGAAUCUGAUCAACCCCAACUUCAGUUCUGGUCUAGACAAUUGGUACAUCUCGGAUCAAGUGACGGCCAACUCGCACGUUGUGAAUAUCGGUACAGGCGGCAAUUCGAACUCGUUUGCCCUGAUUCCGUCGCAAACCCAGUUUGCGCAAGUAUACCUGAAUCAAGCUCUACCCUCGUGCGGAAACCCGCCGCCUCUUGUCUGGGUCAACAUUCGAUUCAGCUACCAAUUUACCGGCACUUCGACGGGUUGCCGCAUUUCGGCGAGCAUCAACCAAGGCACUCCGGAUUUGUUCACUCUGCAAGAUCCGGGCACUUCUCCCGGUGUUUGGCAGACCUACCAAGGCCCGGCGACGCAAGUACAGCUCAGCUACUAUCCACUCUUUACUCUCAAGCUGAGGUGCGACACAAAUGUCGCCAAUGCAAACGCCAUUCUGAUCACUGGCAUCACCAUCUACUAG
Messenger RNA from Drechmeria coniospora, 7671 nucleotides. RefSeq lists its product as uncharacterized. The record is from RefSeq and is a predicted model, not a curated record. The transcript has a single exon. Bases 1 to 7671 code for a protein of 2556 amino acids. Lineage: Eukaryota; Fungi; Ascomycota; Sordariomycetes; Hypocreales; Ophiocordycipitaceae.